This is a messenger RNA of Oldenlandia corymbosa var. corymbosa, 1599 nucleotides long. Lineage: Eukaryota; Viridiplantae; Streptophyta; Magnoliopsida; Gentianales; Rubiaceae. The record is from the annotation of a GenBank genome assembly.
GUUUAAUAGACACGAUUCUGCAGACGCAGGCAGAGAGAGACAAAUGGAGGAGGGAAGAAGAAUUCUCGAAUUCUCGUGCCAAAAAAAGAAGCCAUUUUCAUAGGGUUUAAGGAUUCAACGAAAACCCUUCCAUCCAUCUUAAAAAUUUCUUUACCCUUCAAGUAUCCCAGUUCAAAUCUCCGUUUCUCUCAUAGAAGGAGAUGGAUUUGCAGUCAGCUUGUGCUUCGCUCCACUGUCAAAAAGUCCCAUGUUCUACAGUUUCUCGGUGUCAACCUCAUCAAGUGGCUGCCCUUUCAUUAUCAGCACCCAAGCAGCGAGGUUGCAGGCCAUUUGGGUUAUCAAAUGGGAACAUUUGGAUCCAAAAUCAUCUGAAAUUAAAAUCGAGGUUGGGGAGUGGAGUUGUUGUGCGUGCCCGGAAUUCUGAGAAAUUUGUAAAGUCAGAACCGUUGAGGAAGGAGAUUAGAGAUGUGCGGGUGAAUGCAUAUGAUGGUUCGGAGCCGUUAUGUGGUAAACCUGGGUCUGUUUCAUUUGUGGGGGUGACUCAUCAAUCUGUGGAUGAAGGUAAAUUGGUGUCAUCCCCUGUGGAGGAAAAUGCGAGGUCCAUUGUGUGGAUAGUAGCUCCUGUUGCCUUGAUUGCUUCAUUGAUGCUUCCACGGUUUAUUCUUGGCAGUGCUAUUGAAGAACUCUUCAGGAAUGAGGUCCUCUCUGAAAUCAUUAAUUCAUUCAUCUCCGAGAUGGCAUUUUACAUCGGAUUAGCAACAUUUUUGCACUUCACCGAGAGUGUUCAAAAGCCAUACCUCCAGUUUAGUGCAAAGAGGUGGAGUCUCAUCACGGGGCUUAAAGGAUAUAUAAGUUCUGCUUUCUUCGUGAUGGGGUUUAAGAUAUUUGCACCCCUGUUGGCGGUUUAUGUUACCUGGCCAGUCCUUGGUUUACCUGUAUUAGUCGCUGUGGCUCCUUUCUUGGUUGGCUGUCUGGUUCAAUUUGUUUUUGAAAAGUUUGCUGAAAGCCGGAACUCCUCCUCAUGGCCCUUAAUACCGAUUAUAUUCGAGGUUUACAGGAUAUAUCAACUUACACUUGGUGUUCAUUUCCUUCAUACAAUGAUGUAUGCAAUGAAGGAUUCACCCAUCACAUCACAAUUGAUCGAAAAAAAUGGGGCGUUGGUUUCUAUGAUUGUAACUUUCCAAAUCUUAGGCGUGUUUUCACUCUGGUCAUUGUUAACAUUUCUCCUGCGGCUCUUUCCUUCCAGACCGGUUGCAGAAAACUACUGAAGUCUUCGUAGAGGGAUUCAGGAAACCAGUUUGUCCGUAGCUUUUGUGAGAAUUAGAUGUAAUUUUAUGGUAGUUCAGAACAAACUUUUUUUUUUUGGCAGCAUUUGGCAUUGAUCUCCUCGUGUCUGUGCCAGAUCCUAACAUUCUCCAUCAGUAUGGUUGCAUAUAUUAUCUCUCUUUUCUAAACUUGUGUGAGUGACCAUAUAAAAUUAUUAUGGCUUGUAAAACUGGUCAAAGGGGAUGGCCAUGUUGAUAAUUCACAACUGCAUGAAUGUAAACACUCACCCUAGUCUUGUUUAAACGGCGUAAAUUUGAAUGUGUUUGAAUCAAA